Bacillus rossius redtenbacheri is the source of this 2397-nucleotide messenger RNA. RefSeq names its product la-related protein 7 (gene Larp7). Gene Ontology annotation, biological process: RNA processing. The transcript is spliced from 9 exons. The coding region runs from base 169 to 2274 and encodes 701 amino acids. Gene Ontology annotation, molecular function: RNA binding. Gene Ontology annotation, cellular component: ribonucleoprotein complex; nucleus. The record is from RefSeq and is a predicted model, not a curated record. Lineage: Eukaryota; Metazoa; Arthropoda; Insecta; Phasmatodea; Bacillidae.
UCUUAGCAUAUAAUUAACAUGGUCGUAUAUCUAUGAUCCUUUUAUUAAACAACAAUAAUAAUGUAGUGUGGCUUUACGUGUUGUGGUUUGGGUUUUGUGAUUAUGUUGUUUAUUGAAGUUCCAGACUUCGUAGGAAUGAAAUAUAAUAUGUAUUAAUUUUAUGUAAGGAUGUGUGAAAACAUGGAAGAUCAGAGCGGGCCUAAGGUGGACGAUGAUGAAGCUGAGGCGGAAGGAAUCGAAAGUGCUGAAAUCAUGGAAAGUAAUGAACACAGCCUCAACAUGGAGGCAAGUGCAUUGAUGGCCCAGAUGGCUGAGGAGGAGAAUCAAAAGAAGAGAACUAGGCAUCGUCGCCGCAAGAUUUAUGAAAACAUAAGAAGCAAAAUGGAAUUUUACUUCAGUGAUGCAAACCUUGCAAAAGAUAGAUUUUUACACAACCUUAUUGAAAACAAUCCAGAAGUGGAUUUGGGAAUCUUCCUGCGGUUCAACAAGAUCAGAGAAUUAACUGAUAACAUAAAAGACAUAAAAAAGGCUUUGAAGCACUCUGAGGUUUUGUCAGUCUCAGAAGAUGGAACUAGAGUGUUUCGUAUAUCACCUCUUCAGAAGAAGGAGAAUGAAGAUGAAUGCACUAUUUAUGUGGAGAAGUUGCCUUUAGAUGCUAAUCAUGAUUGGCUGAUACAGGUUUUCUCUCAGUAUGGCACUGUGGAUUAUGUGUCCAUCCCCAAGUACUGGUCUACUGGAAAGAUAAAAGGCUUUGCUUUUGUGGAGUUUCACACUCCGCAAGAGGCACAAAAAACUUUGGAGGUCUUUGGAGCAGUUGGUUGCUGUUUACCAUCAAACAUAGAACCGGAAAAAUUGUGUAGCAUUGCUGCAUUCGAGAAAGAAGAAAGUGGUGACCGGUCACAGCAGUCUGGUGACAACUUGGCCAGCCGUAAGCAGAAGAGAGCUCACGGGGAGGGGGGUGACGGAGGGAAGGUGAAUGAGGAAGGUGAUGCAGAGGUGGUCACCCUGGAGGAACAGGAUGCAGAAAGUGAGAAAUCUCCGGCAGCAAAAAAAAGAGAAAAACAUAAAGACAAAGCCUCUGACAAAGAAAGCAGCAGGAAAGAGGAAAAGAAACGAAAAAGGAAGCGAAAGAAUACAGAUGGUGCAGAUGAAGUUGUAGAGAUAGUGCAGGAUUCAUUAGAAGAUAAUAACAAGAAAGAUAAAAAGAAGAAGAAAAUGGUUGAAAUCACUUUAGAUGUUGAGGAAGAGGUGGAUCUCACAGGUGAUAAUGAAAAAAAAGGAAAAAGCAAUCCAAAACAUUUGGAAGUUACUAUUGAUAGUGAUGUGGAAGCAGAAGAAAUUUCAUGUAAAGAUGAAAAUAAAAGGAAAAGGAAACAUUCAGAAACCACCAAAAGUGUAGAUGUAGAGGAAGAUCAACCAAGUGAAAGUAAAAAGAAGAAACAAAUUGACGUGGUAGAUCUUGAGAAGAGCUCACCUGAUACGGAGAGUCCAAAUAAACGAAAGCUCCAAGAGGAGGUGGUGACUGUUGAAGAGGAUGAUGUUCCAGAGAAAAUAGCCAAAACAGAUAGCGAUCCUGAGAGGGAAGAGGAUGACGCAGGGACAGAAAACUAUUCUGCAGAGGAUGGCAUUCAUAAAAAGAAGAAAUCGAGGCAUCGAAAGAAAAAGAAGAGGAAGCAGAUUGCCCACGAAGUGAGCGCUCUAGGACUUCAGGUUUUAUCAAAAAUGGAAUGGAAACGGUUGCGGAACAAGUACCUGAACCUUCAGAGGAAGACCAUGAAGAACCUGAAGCAGCAGUUAUUCCGCACUCGAAUGUGGGAUCAGAGGGGCAGCCACGCUAACGGCCACCCUCGGCGUGAGGAGCAGGCGGGCGAGGCGCCAAGCAGUGAGGUCUCGCAGGGGACUCCGAGGUUCUCUUACACCCCGGGAGUCAUUGUUCGCGUCAGCCUCGAGGCUCCAGUUAAGGGCGUUUCUAAGUUCAAGGCUGAAGCAAGAUCGCUUGGCGACGUGCAGUACGUGGACGUGGAAGAGGGUGCGACGGAAGCAUUCCUGAGGUGUUCCACUGCCGAAGGCGCCGCCCAGUUGGUGACGUCCAAACCUUGGGAACAGAUGGCUGUUCUGGAAGGCGAGGAAGAUAAGCAAUAUUGGAACAGAAUCCUCGAGUGGCGGCAGAAGAUGGCACACAGCGACAGAAAGAAAAAAAGAGGCAAAGACAAACUGCUGGCUAGAGCAGAGAAGGUCUUGAGUAAACAUAUUAAAUUUGAUGAUAAUGUAUAAUUUGUGAUUGUUUUUUUAUAAAUUUAGCUAAGAGUUAACAGUAGACUUAAUUUUUUUUUUUUUAGAGAUAGUACAUUAAAACUGUGUUAAUUCAAACUCUGGAAAUAAAAAAGGCUGUUUACA